GAUAUUUAAAUUUUUCUUUGAAAAAAAACACACAAAGAACAAGUUCUAACUAAUUAUGAUGUCCAACCCAAUGCAGCCAAGUCUGUCUAGCCAGCAAGGACCUAAUGAAAGAAUCACACUUUGUUGUAGCAGAACAGUUAUGUAUAGAAUGGGAAUGCUGAGUCUGUGCAUUUGUUUUGUGUUCUGUGUAAUAAGCUGCUCUAGUCCAAACUGGAUCAGAACUACACAUUUUGAAGAUGAAGACCAUGAAAACAACCUUCACCUGACAGAUGAUGAGCCAUUUGUAGGUUUAUGGGAUGAAAACUGCAAACCAAAUGCCAGCCGUUGCACUAAAGGUAAAGACUUUUGUUUUCCUUAUUAUGAUUUUUUAAAUCCUUUUCAAUAAAAAAGUGAACAUAUUUAUUAUUCUUACAUCUGUGCAUGUCAGGUACAAGUUUUUUUUUGCCUUGGAAUUUGAGAUUCUGUAAGUGUCCAGUCACAUCUGCUGAAAGAGGCAAAUUUCCAAAACCAUUAGCUAUUUGUAACUAACACUUGAGGGGGGUUCUUGUCAUUCAAGAAAAUCUCAGCUCUCAGUUAUAACAAAAUAAACUUGGCACAACUGAGCCACCUGACACAAGUGUUGGAAGUGGAAGCAGGGAUAUUCUGCUUUAUCUUUCUAACAAAUUCACAAAACUGACAAUAAUUGCAGCCAUUGGAGUGAAUAAAGUUUACUGUUGAAACCAGAAGUUUCAUGACACAAGAUAAAUCCAGUUAUUAUUCUCCACAAUGCAUAUUGAUGAAUAAUGUAAAGAAGAGCCAACACUUUAAACAGCCCAGUAAAUUUGCCCAACUUAACCUUUCCCUACAUGUUGUGAGGUGCAUCAAGUUUGUCCAUUCCGAAUUGUACUAAGAUAUUGAUUUAUCUGCCUCAUUCAAAAUUUCCGCAUCUGUUGUUGCAAGCAUACUAUGCAGCUAUGCCCAGACGCUAUAUCUUCUGUUACAUCAGAAUCACUAUUGACUGCGCAGACUGGGUUAACCGAUGCCUCAGACCACAUGUGACAUGCAGGCAGUAGUUUGCAAACUCUUGAUCUACUACUAAGAUUCAUCAUUUGACUUUUAAUGAUAAAAGUUGUUUGUGUUUUUUCAGGUUUACUGGCUGCAAAGAUCCUUAUAGGUCAAUAUCUAAUUGGAUAUUUUGUCAUCUUUGGCAUUGCUAUUUUUGAAAAUGUGCGAAAGGUUAACCCACGCAUCUAUCAUUCAAGGAAGGUAGAGAUCUGUGUUCUGAUUCUAGGUGGGAUAUUCUUCUAUUUAUGUUUGCAACAUGUAUCCAUCACAUUGUUAUAUAAGUACCUUAUAAGUCUAGGUCUGAAUGUUGAAUUUAUGUGCACCUUCUCUGAUGUUAUUGGAUUUGACAACACAAUAGAGAGAAAUUUUAGAUAUCACAUCAUAUUUUAAAAUUAUUUCACUGCUUAAUUUUCUGAGACCAUCUUCAUUGACGUAUAUUAAAACUAGAAAUCUAGAUGCCUACAAAUUACAAAAUUAUCAUGUGGCCCACUAAAAAAUUUCAUUUUCAUGCAGCACUCUGUAGAAAAAAAGUAUGGCCACCCCUGAGUUAAACAUUUGUGAUCUUAUUUAUUUGUACAAUAUCUAAAUUUUUAAAAAUAUAUAAGCUUGUUAAUGGUUUUUCCAUAUUUUGUUAAAUACAACAAUUAAUUGGGUUAUUUUUGCCUAAGUUGCACAGCUUAUUUUGAAAAAAAAUAUAUAUGUGACCAAACUACUAACUACUAUUUAAAAUCCUUGUUACCGACAAAUUUCACCAAAAAUAUUUUGAGGACCUCUUAUGAAGCCAAAAAGCAUCUUAUUUGGCAGCCCUGCUUAUGUGCACAUCUUUCAACCACACAGGUAUUCUUGGGACCUUAUCAAUGAUUGUUUUUAUAAUAAACUACUCCACAAGACUUGGCUGGUCCAUGGCCUUAGCAUCUAUGUCUGUUGUUGGUCUGUAUGUCACCUGUCUCUUCUUGAUUUGUGGAAACAAGAAACGGGUAACUAUUCACACGCACACAAAUGUAAAAAAUGUCAUAAUGUAUACAAAAUCAUUUUUUGACUUCUUGUGUAUGAUCUUUGAUUUUAAGAGAUGGUUUUUAUUGUAAAAUGAACUAUUUGAAAAGACUAUUUGUCAUCUUUGAACAUAUGCUAAAUUUACAUUUCAGCCUGUUGCAACUUGUGGUCAGCCUGGAACCGUUUUGUUCACUUCCAUGCCAAAUCAAAACAGUACAAUAGUUCAAAGUUAUGGACCUGGACCUCAGCAGGUUUACCAGACACAUUAUAUGGCCCAGACCCAGCCUCUCUUGCCUGCCCAAACCUUGUACCCUGUGAGCCCACCUGGAGCCCCACCGCCUUACAGUUUUCCACCAGCCUAUCCAGCUUCAUUCACUCCGAAUGCAUUUCCCAACUAUAACUACAACUUUCAAAAUGUCCCUCAGCCUUUGCCUCAGCACAAUGCCCCAUUUUAUCCUCAACAAAAUACCCAGCCAAAUCUUCAGUUUCAGAAAUUCAGCCAAGCCAGUGCACCUCCGAGUGAAGAUGCACCAUGAUGUACUGGAAGUUUCUGUACAAGAACUUCACAGAAGUCUUUCUUAUGACUUAUAGACUAUAAAAAAAACACUGUUUAUUGUUUCAUUGGAUGAAAAUGAUAGCAGUACUACAGUUGGUAACAUUGUCUCCAUGAUUAUGACAGAAUUAUCUGGAUGCUUUUUAGGGGUGUGCCGGACCCCGGUCCGGAAUCCGGUUCCGCCGGAUUUUGCACUAUCCGGUGAAAUCCGGUUCCGCCGGAUUUACAUGUAUCCGGAACAACCGGAUUCCGGAUUCCGGAAUAUACCGGAUUUCGGAAUUUGCCAGAUUUUGUGACUCACCGGAUCAUAAUCUGAAAUAAAAGUAAUUCUCUUUCCCGAAUUUCACACGAUCACGAUACAUUAAUCGAUUGUUUCGAGCGUUGAGCUUGUUUAAUGUUUAAUAUUCCGUACAUACCAGAGGCUAGAGUCAGCACCGCUAAUAGUGGCCAAUAGUGUAGGGACUUUGAUAAGAAAAUUUAAACUUUUUGUAAAAAUAAACCAAUGGCAUAGUUGAAAAGAUGUAAUUUUUUAAAGAAUUAUAACACCAAAAUCAUAUUUUUAGCUGUUGUAGUUUUAAAGUUAUGAAUUUUUAAAGUACGACUUGGUUUGUCAUUUUUUAACAUGGACUGCAUCUCCACAUUCUGUGAUCUCAUUCCACCAAUCCCGUCAUGCGCAAUGACUAUAUAGUUUAUAUAAGGCAACGCAUUCCCUGCCUUAUCACUAAAAUACUGUUUAGACUUAGUUUAAACUUUCAACUUUGGCACAUGAAUAAUUAAUUAAAGCUUUCCCUGACCAAUGGUUUAAUAGUUUUUGCACACGGCAAACUCUUAUGAAUGAAACUCUGAGGUAGUACUACGAUACAGUUAUGCAAGUGGCUGUGAAUGGUUGCCAAUGACAACGUGUUGCACACGGUAAAUUCUGAUCAUUUAUAAUAUGGAUUCUACCGGGUUGUUAAAGCUCAAAUUAAAACAUUCCAGUUUAAAUGUCUUUAAAUGCAUUCUGAAACACAAGUUAUCAAUUAUUUUGAUGUAAAUAGUGAUAAUAAAUUAAUAUUUCCUAAGUAUCGUCAACUUCCGCCAUUAAAAAGGGGGGCGUGGCCAACCCCAUGGCGAAAUUAGGUUGAGCGAGCUGCAUAACCUGCUGCGAACGCGUAGAAACAUGGCGUCUCUCGUAAGACACUUAUCCAAAUGGAACGGAACUCAAAUAUAUAUCGAAAGUACUAAUUUAAUAAUAAAUAGACACACACAUCGGAAAAUUAAAAACUCGGAUUUUUUGGCGCCGAUUGCGAAUUCCCA
Molecule: messenger RNA, 3886 nt
Organism: Lymnaea stagnalis (great pond snail)
Lineage: Eukaryota; Metazoa; Mollusca; Gastropoda; Lymnaeidae
Source: the annotation of a GenBank genome assembly